Molecule: messenger RNA, 900 nt
Organism: Plasmodium malariae
Lineage: Eukaryota; Apicomplexa; Aconoidasida; Haemosporida; Plasmodiidae
Product: fam-l protein
Exons: 2
Coding region: 1-900 (299 amino acids)
Source: RefSeq, a predicted model, not a curated record
AUGGAACAAAAAAUGAAGCAUUUGUUUUUUUUUAAAAUUUAUACAUUUAUGCUUUUAACUUGGUUAUAUCAUUUUUACGAUAAUAUGUAUACGUCUAACAAAUAUAUAUAUGGAAAUUACAUGCUUGGUAAACAAAUAGGCACAAGAACUUAUAGAUUCCUGGCAAAAUGUAAAGAUUAUCAUUAUUCAACUAUUAUAGAAUUAAAAGAAGGGAUGUCGAGCCAUACAGUAUCUGAGAAAAAAGAUAUAUCUAAUAAUAGAAAAGGGAUCCCGGGAAAGAAGAAACUAUCAAAUGGAAAUUCAUCAAAAAAUGCAAGAGAAUCAGAACAACCAAUGAAAAAUAAAUAUGGCUCAUUUGAAAUCAAAAAUUUAUCUCAUAUGGAAAAAAAAAUAUUAAAAGAGCUUGAUUAUCUAAAUUUUCUUAAAAAUAACAGGACGACUAGGGAUAAAAUUUACAAAAGCUUUGUACGUAAAAAAUAUGGAUUACGACUUUGUUUACCUUUAUUAAUGUUACUAUUAUUAAUAAUAGGAUUAAUAGUAGAAUUAUCACUUGGAUUUACAGGUAAAAGUGGUUUAUUAAUCCACUUAGGUUUGAAAAAGUCUGAUUUAGAGAGUUUGGUCACUAGCAAGGAAUCAGGGUCCAGUUCAGUAUGGAUGACAGUUUUAAAAUGGUUAUUGGGAUCAAGUUCGUCUGAUAAUUCUAGUACAUGUUAUUUUUGCAAUGAAACAUUAAAAACUCUCUCUGAUAUGUGCGCAUUAAGGCAAUUCUUUUCUAUUUUAAUAUAUUUAAUACCUUUCUUUUUAUUAGCUAUCACAUUAAUAUCAGCGCUUGUUUAUUAUUUUAAAAAUGUUAAAAAAUAUAAAAAAUUUAAAUUCAGGAAAAGGAAAAAUAAAGAGUAA